AUGUCCAAGUCCUCUGACGAAGAAGCAGACUCACGGACAGCCCUGGUGGGGGCGUCGCGUGCCAAAUCAAACCCACGCUCCGCCUCGCGCUCCGCGUCGAACGACAGCACUUCCCGCCCGGCCAAGAGACAGCGCAAGAACAAGAACGCCAAAGACUCGGGUCUCGGCGAUAUCGUUCCCCGGGGAGGCUCUUUUAGCGAAGCUACAUUGCCAGUGGAUCCCGAUAGCACAUCGAGUUCUGGCAGUUCGGACUCCAGCGAUGACAAUUCCACCUCUGAUUCCGAGUCCGAGUCCGAGUCCGAAGCCGAGGAGCGCAAGCCUAGCGCAAAUCCACACGAAGGCAAUACUGCGCCUGCAAUUAGUUGGAACCAGGGCCGGAAGGCGGCUGUGCGGACCUCGCUCGGAAAGCGAUCCGCGCCAGAUGGAAAAUCAACACAAUUCGCUGCUGUAAACGACAAGUACUGGCGCAGUCGCAGCGAGUCAGUGUCAUCGGUCAGCGAUGGUGCAGGAGAACCAGAUGCGAAAAAGGCGAAAUCAAGUACUCAGCCCGCAGAAGAAGACGAGCUCGAAGAGGGCGAAAUUGAUUCAAAGAGUGAAUCGGAUGACACUUCUCUCGACUCAGAAGCCGACGAUUCUAUCCUUCUGAACAUUGGUGAAAAGGAGAGUGGAGUGGGUGGUGUCGAGGAUUACGAUCCUGCCACUUUGGCUCACCAGCAUUCGUCUAACGCCGCAACCACAAUGAACGGUGGAUCUUCGCAUGGAAAGGAAGACGCGUUCCGCCAAUUCGCUCGCAAAUACCCAACCGCGCCCACUUCGUUGAUAGAUUUGAGUCAACAAGAUCUCGAAAUUCAGGCCAAGUUCAUACAUUUCGGCACAAACAUUCACGAUCUCGACCUCAAGCUACCUGUCUCUUGUAUCGAAUGCCAGAAAGAGGGUCAUUUAGCUGAUAUCUGCCCAUUAAAAGAGUGCACACACUGUGGCUCGUGGAACCAACACCAAAGCAGCACCUGCCCCAGCUGGCGACGAUGCCAAAGAUGUCGCGAACGAGGUCAUGAUGAACCCCAAUGCGAGUCGAAAUUGCGCGGCUCCGCACUUGAAGACCCUUGUGAUUAUUGCGGCCAGGCGCACUUGGAGUCCCAGUGCGAUCACCUAUGGAAAUUCCCAUCCCGAGAAACCCACUCCCAACAAACAACAGUGUCCAUCUGCUGUGCCAACUGUUGCAGCAUGAAGCAUCUCGUUGGAGAUUGCGAAACCAGAAACACUCGUACAAAAUUCACCUCAUCUUCAUUCAGCCUGAAAAACACCGACCCGGACGCGAUCACGAACCUUAACUCCGUUGGCGCCAGCCGAAAUGCACCACCAGGCCGACCGGGAGCUCGCACAAGACGUGAUUGGUCCCCACCCUCCUCCGACGAUGGCGAUAUGAUGUCCCGUGUCUCCCGGGGCCGAGGCCGUCCGGUACCCGCUCCUCGUGGCAACAGUCGUGGAAAGAUUCAGUUCGCAAAUGGUGCUGGAAGUGGCCGGUCUCGUGGUCCUUCUCGGGGUCGACCCCCAUUCCCUGGAAAUGGGGGCCCUCGAUCUGAGCCACCACUCCCCCGCGGUCCCCCUCCCCCUCCUCGUGGCGGCGGCCGUGGUCGUGGACCCCCUCGAGGGGGUUUCUCGCGCGGGCCGCGGGGUGGUGGUCGAGGUCGCGCUCGCUAA
Penicillium olsonii is the source of this 1701-nucleotide messenger RNA. NCBI's taxonomy places the organism in Eukaryota, Fungi, Ascomycota, Eurotiomycetes, Eurotiales, Aspergillaceae. The record is from the annotation of a GenBank genome assembly.